AUGUCUCAACUCCAGCUCUUCCCAUCCGAUGAGGAAUCUAACUUCUCACCGGAUCCUCAGCCACAAUCAGCUGACCCAAGGACAACUCCUUCUCUACCCAACAUUUCAACUGAUCCUCAGGCUUCUCCAUGCGGCCGCCUGCCUGCCCGAACAGCUACACGCUCGCCUAGACGCAGAGUCCAUGCCGGCCCCGAAAAGGACCAGCAGGCAAAGCAAAGCUCAGGAUUCACCUCGCUCGACAACACCACCAUCGCAGCGUACCAAAUCCAGUUCUCUUUCAGCAUCAAACCGCAGCAGAAGGCCUUCAGCAAGCUUGGGCCGCGCCCCAGUUCCUUCUGCUCAACUCAGAUGCCUGUCCCAUCGAACGCCGUUGCCGCGGAGCCGCCCCCAGUGUCCCACAACAUCCGAGCACAGAUCCUGUCAGUCUCUGUCUCGUUUUCUGUUUCAGAAAUUCAGGAUGCUGGCUCCAGAGGCAGACCAAUUCCCAACUCCAGUACCUCACUAUUCAGAACUAAUAUUCCCGUAACCCACCCUCUAAAACAACUCCUCGACACAUCACUGGACACCAUCCUCCAAGCAGUUUCUCCCAGGACCCUCCAAUCUUAUGUGACAGCUUGGAGGUGUUUUAAAGCAUUCCACUUCUCAUACACCUUGCCAUUCCCUGAUUUUUCUCUCCUUUCAAUCACCUCAUUCAUCUCCUACCUUAACAGCAUUAAGGGCCUCCAAGUUGGAACCAUCAAAGGUUACCUGAGCGGCAUCCAGUUUUUCCACAAAUUGAUGUACGGCGCUCCCUCCCCAGAGAUAAAUAAUUCACAAACCUCCCUUCUGGUCAAAGGAAUUCAACGAUCUCAUCCCACCCAUCCCGACACCAGACAACCCAUAACACUAGAUAUUCUCACAAAAUGUAUUCAUGCCCUCCGCACAGUCUACCAGCCUCUCGAGACAGCCCGUACACUCGAUGCUAUGUUUAUUCUAGCAUUUUUCGGCUUUCUUAGAUGCUCGGAACUCGCCAUCACUUCCAAAUUCGACCCAAGAGUCCACCCCACCAUCUCAGACUUAUCAGUACUGGAUAGUGAAACCAUCUCAUACUUGAUUAAGCAAAGCAAGACAGACCAAUCCAAAAAAGGCCAUUUCAUCUACAUCUUCAAACUCUCAUCGCCAAUCCAACCAUACCAAUCCAUUCAGGCAUAUCUUCAUUGGAGAAGCUCCCAGGCUAAAUCCCACCUUGAUCCCCUAUUUAUAGAUGACUCCAACAAACCUGUGACACGCUUUUGGUUCCAGAAACAUCUCAAAUCCGUUCUUCAACAGUCAGGCAUCCAAGCAAAACAUUUCUCCAGUCACUCUUUCCGCAUCGGAGCAGCAACUUCAGCUGCCCAAAAAGGCCUCUCCCAGCAGCAGAUACAAGCUCUCGGAAGAUGGUCCUCAGACGCUUUCCAAAGCUACAUCAGGACCAACCGGUUCCACAUUAAAAAAGCCCACCAAACCCUCAUCGAAUAAAACCCUCCGGGUCGUCCACCUGGGUGUUCUUCCUUCUUCCAGUGAUCUAAAUUCCCAACUGACAAAGCAAAAAC
Molecule: messenger RNA, 1571 nt
Organism: Rhinichthys klamathensis goyatoka
Lineage: Eukaryota; Metazoa; Chordata; Actinopteri; Cypriniformes; Leuciscidae
Exons: 4
Coding region: 1-1497 (498 amino acids)
Biological process (GO): DNA recombination; DNA integration
Molecular function (GO): DNA binding
Source: RefSeq, a predicted model, not a curated record